UUUUUUUUUUUUUUUUUGGUUUUCUUUUCUUUUUUCAACACAAAUGAGAACCUCUAAAAAAUUUUUGAAAGCGGCUAUAUGUGGUCUGCUCUUUACUUCGGCUUUUGCUAAACCUCAGGAAAAAUUUAUUUUCCAGGGUGCUCAAAGCGGUAUUUCUAACGCUUGGCAACAAUUUCAAGACGUCAUCCAUGAUACUACCAAUGAAGUUAAUGAAGUUGUUGAUGAUAUCAGCAAGUCACUUAAAGCUUUUUCGCAUCCAGCCUUUCCUCAGUAUGCAAUGCGUUAUAAAACACCUUCUUUAUGUGAUCCAUCCGUGAAACAGAUAAGUGGUUACUUGGAUGUUGAUGACGACAAGCACUUCUUUUUCUGGUUUUUCGAGUCCCGCAAUAAGCCUGAAGAAGAUCCAUUAGUUCUGUGGCUCAAUGGAGGACCUGGUUGCUCAUCUUUGACUGGAUUAUUCAUGGAACUAGGCCCCUGUACGGUGAAUAAAGCUGGUGAUGACACUAAAAUCAAUCCUUAUUCUUGGAAUUCGAAUAGCAGUGUUGUAUUUUUGGAUCAACCCUUGAAUGUCGGUUAUUCUUAUGGGAAUGGAGGUGCAACAAAUACUGUAGAAGCUGCUAAACAUGUAUAUGCAUUCCUUCAACUUUUCUUCAAAGAAUUCUCUGAGUAUGCUCAUUUGGAUUUCCAUGUUGCUGGUGAAUCUUAUGCUGGUCACUACAUACCAAGAAUUGGUACAGAAGUGAAUCGAAACAAUAAAGGACAAUUUACAUCAUCUUUCUUGAACAACUUUGCUUCAACAUUAAAACCCAUCAACUUGAAAAGUUUAUUAAUUGGCAAUGGUUUGACGGAUCCUUUGAUUCAAUACAAAUAUUACGCUCAAAUGGCUUGUGAAAAUUCUUAUGGUCCUGUUUUGGAUAAAUCUACUUGUGAUAACAUGAAAGAUCAGUACCCUGCUUGUGCUCGUUUGAUUAAAAAUUGUUAUAAAUCACAAAGUGUUUUCUCUUGCUUGCCUGCAGCGAUGAAAUGUAAUAAGGAUCAAAUUCAACCAUAUCAACAAACUGGCAUGAAUCCAUAUGAUGUCCGUGAAAAAUGUAGAGGUGGUAAUCUUUGCUAUGAAAUCUUGGAAAGUGUACAAACGUAUCUUAAUCGUGAUGAUGUUAAAAAAGCAGUUGGUGCUCCAAACAUUGGAAAAUAUGAAAGCUGUAAUAUGCAAAUCAACUUCCGCUUCAAUUUAGCUGGUGAUUGGAUGCGACCUUAUGUGAACGAAGUUCCUCCUCUCCUUGAAGAUGGUAUUCGUAUCUUAAUUUACAGUGGUGAUGCUGACUUUAUUUGUAACUGGAUGGGAAAUAAAGCUUGGACCUUGGAACUUCCUUGGUCAGGACGUGAUCAGUUCCGAUCUGCAGAAGAUAAUGACUGGAUGUCUUCCUCUGGAGAAAAGGUUGGUGAACUUCGCUCUACAAAAGAUGGUCAAUUUGCUUUCCUCCGUGUUGCCAAGGCUGGUCAUAUGGUGCCAUAUGAUCAACCAGAAGCAUCCCUUGAAAUGCUCAAUCAAUGGGUCAGGAACGAAUUACAAUAGAUUCAGAUAGUUUGUGAUUUUCAAUCUUUUUUUUUUCUUUGUUUAUUUGUUUUUUUU
This is a messenger RNA of Halteromyces radiatus, 1633 nucleotides long. Its product is annotated as Alpha/Beta hydrolase protein. Gene Ontology annotation, molecular function: serine-type carboxypeptidase activity. Gene Ontology annotation, cellular component: fungal-type vacuole. The record is from RefSeq and is a predicted model, not a curated record. Gene Ontology annotation, biological process: proteolysis. Lineage: Eukaryota; Fungi; Mucoromycota; Mucoromycetes; Mucorales; Cunninghamellaceae. The coding region runs from base 44 to 1576 and encodes 510 amino acids. The transcript is spliced from 4 exons.